Molecule: messenger RNA, 3039 nt
Organism: Eublepharis macularius
Lineage: Eukaryota; Metazoa; Chordata; Lepidosauria; Squamata; Eublepharidae
Gene: TDRKH
Product: tudor and KH domain containing
Exons: 13
Coding region: 32-1840 (602 amino acids)
Biological process (GO): spermatogenesis
Molecular function (GO): RNA binding
Source: RefSeq, a predicted model, not a curated record
UUGUUCUGGGAAGCCGGUCUUCGGCCCUGCAAUGAUUUCCUUGCUCUCCUUCUCCGACGGGGAGCUGCAGCUGAGGAAGUUCCUUCCCUCCCCGCUUAGGCCACCGUCUGCUCUCGAAGGAGGGAUGUCCAGCGAACGGAGCUCAUGGGGCAGCCUGACCACUCUGCAGAAGGUGGCCGUGGCCCUUGGGAUCCCAGCCAGCGGCGCCAUCCUUUACAUCCUUUACCGCCGUUACAGGGAGAGCCGAGAAGAGCGGCUGACAUUCGUGGGCGACGAGGAGAUCGAAAUGGAGAUGAAGGUGCCAAAAGACGCUGUCAGGUUGCUCAUCGGCCGCCAGGGAGCCAACAUCAAGCAGCUGAGAAAGGACACCCGCGCACGCAUCGACCUCGAUGUGGAGGAGUCCAGUGAAGAUCGGACGAUCCGGAUCUGCGGUUCCCCUGUUCAGGUGUGCAAGGCCAAAGCCGCCAUCCACCAGCUGUUGGCGGAGAACUCGCCGGUGGAGGAGAAGAUGUAUGUCCCCCAGGGAGCUGUUGGGCGGAUCAUCGGCAGAGGAGGGGAGACGGUACGGUCCAUCUGCCGUAGCACCGGGGCCAAGGUCCUGUGUGACCGGCAAGGGGAUGGAGUCUUCUCGCUCACCCGUCUUAUCACGAUCUCCGGGACUCCCAAGGAGGUGAAAGCUGCCAAGGCACUGAUCAUGGAGAAGCUUUCUGAGAACGAAGCUUUCCAGAAGAAGCUGGCCCAAUUGGCCUCAUGCCAGCCCUUGCGCAAGCAUCCUGUCGGCAGGAGGAAGGAAGAAGGUGCCGGGGACCAAGCCGGGCCUCAUCCUCAUAUCGGGGAGGCCCCCUCUUGGCUACCCUGCCCCUCCCAAAAGGAAAGGGAUGCUGAAACGAACCAGGCAGAGUAUCCCCUGGAUGAACCGCAGGAGUUAAGAAGCGAAAAUGAUACUCCCGAAGAUUCAUUAUCGGGGACAUCUUGGCCAAGCUCCACAUUUGAAGUCCCCAGUCCAGACUUCAGCUUCCAUGCCAACGAGCACCUGGAGGUCUACAUCUCUGCUUCUGAGAACCCAAACCAUUUCUGGAUCCAGAUGAUCGGCUCCCGCACCUUCCAGUUGAAUAAACUCCACGAGGAAAUGACACAGUACUACGAAAGCAGCGGCUGUGUAGAUGGACUUCCAAACGUGCACGUGGAUGACAUAGUGGCUGCCCCCUACCAGUACGACGGUACUUGGUACAGAGCCCGAGUCCUUGGCACUUUGGAGAACGGAAACCUGGACUUGUAUUACGUGGAUUAUGGCGACAAUGGAGAAGCUCCUUUGGAGAAGCUGCGGGCGUUACGGAGUGAUUUCCUGAGCCUGCCUUUCCAAGCGAUCGAGUGCAGCCUUGCUGGCAUUGCUCCAGCUGGAGGCCAGUGGGAAGAGGCGGCAUUGGAUGAAUUUGACUGCCUCACCCAGUGUGGCAAAUGGCAGCCUAUUGUGGCUAAGAUCGCCAGCUAUGUGCCUUCUGGGAGUAACACUUGGCCACAUGUUCAUCUCUACAGUAUCUCUGGCAAACAGAACAUCGAUAUCGGCGAGGAGCUGAUACGGUUGGGCUAUGCCGUGCAGUGCCCACUGGAGGAAGGCGCAGCUGUGGGUGAUGGACUGCACCAAGCCAGGCAUGGGGCAGUGCCCGGUGACUCCCACCCAAACCAGGGAAACAUGGAAGAGAUGUCUCUUGAGAGUCUUAACUCCGAUAUGCCGAAAACUCCUGAUGAGAUGCCCUUAACCCUGUCCUGCCUGAGCCUUUCAGAAGCUGCCUCUGUGUCUGAAAGUGGUGACGUCUCCCAGCUUGAAGACAGUUCCUAGGCUCCUCGAGCAACACGAUUGGGAAGUCACGCCUGCCUGCACAGAGGAAGCAAGCGGCAGCAGGGGGCGACUGGCUGUUCCUGUAGCACCAUCGCCGCAGCGUUGCAGCUCAAUGCAGCACCUCAACGAUUACUGGAAUACCGCUACAGAUGCUGGGGGGUAACCGGAGCAGAGGCAGAAGACGCUUACGGCAGACCCCUCUCUCCAGCGCUGGCAAGCGGGCUUUCGUUGUGGCGCACAGCGUGACCUCCCUUGGUGGGAGGCUGCCUAAAACAGAGCUGCAUGCGUGACCUGUUAAGCUCCCUUUGAGUUGUGAGGGGUGGGUCAGGGUGAAUCCCCUCUCAUUCUUGGGGCUUUGAGUAUAGGCACCUAGCUUUAAUCGUCAAGUCUCCCGAUGCCGGGACUUGUGCAAGUUUUGAGUCUUUGAAUGUCCUUUUCUUUCCUCUGUUCUUAAGAGGUGCGGCUCAGUCCGCUUGCCCUGUUUAGGGAGGAAAAAUGGGUUGCACUUAGUCUGUUUGCCACGUUCUCUGCACGGAGGGGGCAAUUUGAGGAUUUCCUGUGAAAACCUGGGCGCUGGGAUUUCUAAAAGCCAAUGCGCACAUGUUGCAACUUCCUGUGGCAUCUUUACUGGGCUGUACUGCUGCAGGUGAGGCCAUAGCGUGUUUCACUGCUUCUCCCAUUAAAUGCUGAUUCCCCCCCCUCCUUUUUUGCACAGAGUAAAUGAGCCUACCAGCAGGGCUGUCUCUAGGUUAGCAAUGUUCCCUGAUGUGGCUAGCAUUGAACUUUCCUGCACAGACAACAUUGGGGAAAUACUCAUACCGGCCAUCUCGCACACGAGGUCGUGAAGGGUACAGUCUGGCCUGAUAUGAUCAUGUGAUUUUGCAGCAUGCGCGUCAGUCCGCUGUUUGGUUUCAUGGUGUGCUCUUACCCAAAACACCACGUGGGGAGUAGCUUAAUGCUAUCAUUACUUCUGAGCUUAAGCCUUGGGCUGUAACACUACAGUAUGUGGAUAGACGUGUAGCAAAACGAAUGUAUUAAGACCUCCUCCCAAGCAUAGGGCCGUUUGCGUGAAGAGGGGAGGAGUUCCCUUGCCAAUUCUUAAGCCAUUGCAAAUCAUAUCCUAGUUUUAUUGUGGGGGGAACCUGUUUGAGGAGGGAAGUAGAAUCUUUGGUUACUGCCCUCUUGUUCUGUUCUGAAUG